AUCAUUCAACGCUUUUCACUUUCAGACAAAACCUAAAAAUCCUCUAUCGGAAAUACAGCAAUUCAAAUCGGAGAUGACGACGGCGACCACUAACGGCACCACCACCACCACCACCGCUAUCAAAAACCCUAAGAAGACCAAUCUCUUAGAUCACAACUCCAUCAAACACCUACUCGAUGAAACUGUCACUGAGAUCGUGACGAGCCGUGGUUACAAGGAAGAUGUGAGGAUGAGUAACGUUAGGUUGUUGAUCGGAGCUAUUAUUAUCGUUAUCGCUCUCUUUGCUCAGUUUUACAACAAAAAGUUUCCGGAGAAUAGGAAUUUUUUGAUUGGAUGCAUCGUGUUGUAUGUGCUGUUCAAUGGGAUAUUGCAGCUGAUUGUCUACACUAAGGAGAAGAAUGCAUUUUUGUUUACAUAUCCUCCUGCUGGCUCAGCUUAUAACAGCACUGGCUUGAUGGUAUCUUCUAAGUUGCCCAGAUUCUCUGACAUGUAUACCCUCACGAUAGCCAGCGCUGAUCCUAAAUCUAUUUCGGCAAAGCCAACUGUGGAGUUUACCAAAAGCGUCACGAAAUGGUUCGCAAAGGAUGGUGUGUUGGUGGAAGGGUUGUUCUGGAAAGACGUGGAGAGCCUAAUAAAUGACUAUGCUAACGAGAAAAAGAGGAAGUGAAAAAUCAACUUCAUAAAAAAAUAAUUGUGAUUGAUAGGAGGAUGACAUAUGCGACAUUAAAAACUUGUAGAGGUAUUUUACCAAAUUGAUUUCAAUCACAACGUAUAAGAUUAGCGUGUUACUCCUAUUGCCAAUUGAUUUAGAAUGAAUCCCCAUUUAGACUUA
This is a messenger RNA of Helianthus annuus (common sunflower), 832 nucleotides long. RefSeq names its product probable signal peptidase complex subunit 2. The record is from RefSeq and is a predicted model, not a curated record. NCBI's taxonomy places the organism in Eukaryota, Viridiplantae, Streptophyta, Magnoliopsida, Asterales, Asteraceae. Gene Ontology annotation, biological process: protein targeting to ER. The coding region runs from base 74 to 667 and encodes 197 amino acids. The transcript is spliced from 5 exons. Gene Ontology annotation, cellular component: membrane; signal peptidase complex.